This is a messenger RNA of Desarmillaria tabescens, 201 nucleotides long. RefSeq lists its product as uncharacterized. The annotation marks the transcript as partial. Lineage: Eukaryota; Fungi; Basidiomycota; Agaricomycetes; Agaricales; Physalacriaceae. The transcript has a single exon. The record is from RefSeq and is a predicted model, not a curated record.
AACAACCGCUUCCCAUUCAUUGAGGGUGUAUUCUCUGGGAUGGAUAUGCAGCCCUUCAUCCAUGAUAAGGUCAUCGAGGUUUCAGAGGGACACCGGCUCCACCGAUUUCACGUCUUCUUGAAAAACCAUUGCCAUCUUCCCACCAUGGACAUCGGUGGAAAAAGCUGGCACGGCGAUAUCGUUGUGAUGCGCAUAGGUGUU